Messenger RNA from Penicillium pulvis, 1497 nucleotides. RefSeq lists its product as uncharacterized. Bases 1 to 1497 code for a protein of 498 amino acids. Lineage: Eukaryota; Fungi; Ascomycota; Eurotiomycetes; Eurotiales; Aspergillaceae. The transcript is spliced from 2 exons. The record is from RefSeq and is a predicted model, not a curated record.
AUGUCGACCUCCGGCGACAGCAACCAUUCCCCCCAGACCUACGAGCCCGUCGUCCCGCAUGAUCUCACCCGUGCCUCGUAUCACAGCGCAAUGGGUGCCCCUACAGGCUUCACAACGACGGAGACACAGGAGACCCGAAGCUCGGAGAGCAGCGGUGCCUCGCUAAAGAGCCCCCGCACGGCUCGAUUCGCCGAAGCAACGACAAUCUACUCGCCAGUCGAGAGCUCCAGCAAGUCUCCCUUCGCCGACACCGUUGAGCAAGCUCCUCUCGGCGUCGCCGAUACUGGGUUUGGAUACGUAUCAAACAAUAAUCCUACCCAACAUGCGGACGACUCCAUGCCACCAAUGUCACCCUGGCGAGCUGAUCUCAAAGUCCCCAAGUCCGCCAAGACCUUGAAUCCGCUCAGCCCGACCUUCCGUGAGGAAUACUUCCUUGAGAAGGGUGAAGCAACUGCAGAGAAGGAGAAUGCCCGUGAUGUCAGAAUCAAACUCCGUGUCCGCCUUGCCAAGAUCUUCCUUCGGUUUAUCAACUUCGGCUGCAGUCUGAUUGUCCUGGCUAUGUUAGCGGUGACUCUCCGAACUUUCAUGGCAACCAGAAAUCUCCCAGAGCGCAACUCAGCCUUUGCAUGGAACGUAGGUACCAACCCAUGGGCACAGUGGUUGAUGUUGGGUCUGGCCUGCUUCUCUCUUUUCGCUUGCAUGAUUGUGUUCUGGGGCUACUUCAAGGGCGGCCACAAGCGUGCUGAGAAGCUUGCUAUCUACUACAGCACGAUUUCGGUCAUUUACUUCACCUUCAGUUUCGUCAUGUGGAUCGUCAGUGCUGCUAUCUACGAACACUCGAAAGCAACUGGAGACUCGAAGGAUCUCUGGGGAUGGGCCUGCGCACAGAACACUCGUGAACAGAUCUACUCGGAUGUCAUCGACUACGCUCUGCUUUGCCGUCUACAGGACUGGGGUCUCGUCUGCGCCAUCAUUGAAGUCGUCAUUGAACUCCUCGUGAUCCUCAUCUACGUCGUCGUCUUCUACCGCAUCUGGUCUAAGCGCCGUCUUAUGAAGUCCAUGAACCACCGUGAUCAGGCCCGUUCAGAUCUGUACCUCGCGCAACUGCACCGCCAGACAGCCCCGAACACUCCCGGCUUCCCAGGCUUCUCUUCCUACCCACCAAAGUCUCCCUUCUACGCUGCCCAGGCCAUAGAUCCCUACUCCACAGCCGAGAAGGGUGAAGCCGGCUCACCACCCCAGUUCGCGACAGCUCCCCCCACCCAGUACGCGUCCCCACGCUCUCCGACUCGCCCAACUCCAUCAUUCCAGCUCCAAGCCCCUCCCAUCCGUGUCCAACAGCCAACCCCCCGCACUGGCCAGGAGGAAUUCGGCGCCCAGCCUAUUCCCGCUGCUCACGCCCGGUCACCAUCUCCCCCACCUCAGACUCAGGAGCAUAUGAAUGCCGCACCUGGUGAACAGAGCUACGGCUCAGUGCCCAUCCCGGGAGCGUACUAG